AGGUCAAAGUUCAUUUCUACAACACGUGGCUCAACUCUUUGAAAGUAGGGCGUGAAAAGCUUCUCUUCAAAACCUAAAAGUAAGUCUGCACUAACAGAAGAAAUGUCCUCUCGCCACAAGAGACCCCCCAACUCCUCCUUGUUCGUGAGGGGCCUCAAUCUUUCCACAACGGCUGAUGAUUUGAAAGACCUGUUUACUCGUUAUGGUUCUGUCCAGGACGUCUACCUUCCCUUGGACUACUACACUCGUGAACCAAGAGGCUUUGCGUAUGUGCAGUUUGAAGAUAUUCGAGAUGCUGAGGAUGCCCACCACUACCUUGAUGGCACUAGGCUUCAUGGACGAGAGCUGGAAAUACAGUACGCUGAGGGUGACAGAAAAACUCCUGGUCAGAUGAGAACCAAAGAGCAUGGAGGGAAAUACGGUGGAAGAGGCGAUCGCAGGAGGUCACGAUCCCCCAGUCCAAGAAGGAGGAGACGUUCCUAUUCCCCCAGGAGAAGGUCAAGGAGCCCCAGGCGAUCCAGAAGCCCUUACAGUCCCAGGAGAAGAGGUCACAAGUCCAGGUCCCGCUCCUUCUCUAAGUCUCCAUCUCGUUCCAUCAGUCGAUCUCUGAGCCGUUCCCGCUCCAGAUCCUUAUCCCGUUCCCCUCAGAAAUGAUAAACUGAACUUUUCUGAUUGUCUACUAUUAUCCUUAUUAUGACAUUGUUAUGUAUUAUGAUUAUACACAUAUACCUCUAUAUACUGUAUGUAUCUAGUAUGGUUUUUGUUAUAAAUUUUGCUUACAAUGUUCACGAUGGAUGAACUGGUUAAUUGUUACAA
Molecule: messenger RNA, 816 nt
Organism: Halichondria panicea
Lineage: Eukaryota; Metazoa; Porifera; Demospongiae; Suberitida; Halichondriidae
Product: serine/arginine-rich splicing factor 10-like
Exons: 6
Coding region: 103-654 (183 amino acids)
Biological process (GO): positive regulation of mRNA splicing, via spliceosome
Cellular component (GO): spliceosomal complex
Molecular function (GO): RNA binding
Source: RefSeq, a predicted model, not a curated record